This is a messenger RNA of Ceratitis capitata (Mediterranean fruit fly), 3161 nucleotides long. RefSeq names its product exosome component 10 (gene Rrp6). The transcript is spliced from 8 exons. The record is from RefSeq and is a predicted model, not a curated record. Gene Ontology annotation, molecular function: nucleic acid binding; nucleotide binding; 3'-5'-RNA exonuclease activity. Gene Ontology annotation, biological process: exonucleolytic trimming to generate mature 3'-end of 5.8S rRNA from tricistronic rRNA transcript (SSU-rRNA, 5.8S rRNA, LSU-rRNA); nuclear polyadenylation-dependent snoRNA catabolic process; poly(A)-dependent snoRNA 3'-end processing. Gene Ontology annotation, cellular component: nucleolus; nuclear exosome (RNase complex). Lineage: Eukaryota; Metazoa; Arthropoda; Insecta; Diptera; Tephritidae. Bases 99 to 2855 code for a protein of 918 amino acids.
CUAAAACAAGUGGGAUUUUACUGAAGUUAGCAAAUUUUAAUUAAUUAUUAUAUAUAUUUAUAUAUUAUAUAUACAAUAUUUAUAUAUAUACAAAUUCGAUGGCGCCAGCUAACGCGACAAAAGUCGCCGAAGAAACUGCAGAGCCUGCCGGGGACGAGCAGAAGAAGAAAGCCAAAGCAACAGCCAUAGGGGACUUUGCAUCCAUUGAGGAGUUUACAAAAAAUGGCCUAGCUGAAAUAGUUGAGGCUACCAAGGCGGUAAAUUUCUUUCCUCAAGGUUCUGCACGCGAUUUAUAUUGCGCCUAUCCCACUUUCGGUCGUGUUGUGGACGAGCAAUCGCAUCGCAUAUUUGGUUUGGUAUCGAAAGUGCUUAAGUGGCAAAAUGUCAAAGGCAACAUAGAGCGCCGUCAACAAGAUGAACAAUUUGAAAUGCUUUUGGAAUGUAAUGAUGCUAUGAUGGAACGUUUAAAUUCAAAUCUAGAUGAUUUAGCAGGCAUUAAAAAGAAUCCACAAACAAUAGUUGUUGAGUCACAUAUAAAUAUCGAAAGUGGUAAUAGGAUUGCUAAUGGUUCUGGUGCUGGUAGUUGGAAUUUGAAGAAAAAUGAGGCGUCACCAAUUGCUGCACGCUUGAUCACAGCUAAAAAUAUUGCUCGACCACAAAUAAAAUUUAAAGUUGCUGUUGAUAAUAGCGCACAGACGCCGUUCAUCCCAAGGUUGAAGGAUAAACCCAAUUCACUGAAACCACUAGCUAUACUGCCAGAGUACGAUGAGAGUGGUAAUGUAUCCAGUUACCUACAUCCCUAUGAGUUCGAGCUAAUGAAGUGGGAAGUGCCCAACGUUCAAUUGAAGCGCACAAGCCCCGUUGUACCCGCAAAAAUGGAUGACACUCAAUUAAUUUAUGUCGACACAGUGCCGAAAUUGAAUGCUGCUGUAGAAGAGCUGAGCAAACAACGUGAAAUUGCUAUUGAUGUGGAACACCACUCUUAUCGCACCUUCCAGGGUUUUACUUGCUUAGUGCAGGUAUCAUCACGUAACAAAGAUUAUCUAUUUGAUGCUUUAGAGUUGCGAGACGAUAUGCACGCACUCAAUACCGUAUUCACCGAUCCGAAAAUUGUGAAAAUCUUUCAUGGCGCCGAUAUGGAUAUUGAAUGGCUACAACGUGAUCUUUCGCUAUAUAUAGUGAACAUGUUCGAUACACAUCAAGCGGCUAAGGCUUUAAAUUAUGCGAGAUUAUCUUUGUCGUAUUUACUGAAACAUUAUUGUGAUAUAGAAGUUGAUAAAACCUUUCAAUUGGCGGAUUGGCGUAUACGGCCGUUACCAAAGGAAUUGGUUUCAUACGCACGUCAAGAUACCCACUACCUUCUAUAUAUAUUCGAUCGUAUAACUAACGAUUUGCUCGACGCCGGCCAUCAGCAAGCCAACUUGCUGCGAAAUAUUUACCAACGCAGCACUGAAAUUUGCAAAAAACGCUAUGUGAAACCACAUAUAACUGCAGAUUCGCAUAUGGAUCUCUAUCGCAAAUCUAAGCGUGUCUUCGAUAAUCGUCAAUUAUAUGCAAUGCGUGAAGUUUUCCAAUGGCGUGAUACUACGGCGCGUCAGGAGGAUGAAAGUUAUGGUUAUGUGUUACCCAAUCAUAUGUUACUACAGAUUUCGGAGAGUUUGCCACGCGAAAUGCAGGGCAUACUGGCGUGCUGUAAUCCCAUACCGCCAUUGGUGAGACAAAAUUUACAUGUGCUCCAUCAGAUUGUGCUGCGUGCGCGUGAACAGCCGUUGGUUAAGCCUGUUCCGGAGACAGAAACCAUUCAUCGCGUUGCUAGCAAUAAUACUAAAGAUUACAACAGCAAAUUGUAUUGCCCGCAUGAUUUGUCGCAUAACGAAGAGUUCCGCGAUGAUUUGCCAACACUACUAAAUUUCACAAAAACGCCUACACAACCAUUACCAAUAAAAAUCAACGUAAAGCUGGCUAAACCUGUUUUGAAAAUUUACGAAACGCCCGAGCCAUCAGACGAGGAUGAGGAUCAGCGUAAGCAAAAGCAAUUACAGAACGGCAUAAAAUUUGUCAGUCCAUAUCAACGCUAUCGCGCUAUGUUGCCUCUGAUAGAGAAACAAAAGGCUGAGGAAGCUGCACACAUUGAGGCUGAGAAUAAGAAACGUCAGUUGUGUCCUGCGGCAAAUUCAGUGCCUGCCAAAGCAGAGGUCGAAAUUAAGAAUGAGCCCGCUGAAGAAGACGAAUACAGUAUGCCAAUUAAGGAAAUACUCAAACGCACACAUGAAGAGGCAAUAGCGAAGAAACUUAAAGCAAAGAGAGCUGAGGAGCCCAGCGCCAAACGUUUUAAGACGGAAACACCGAUUGAUGAUAAACUUAAGUUUGUUAAUCUACCACCGACCAAAAAAGAGUUACGAGAAGCUAAGAAAUCCGCACCGGCAAGCAGGCCACUUCAACAACCCGUCGUCAAUACCACCACUGUUGUCGAUAAAUCGAAUAGUUCCGCGCAUACCAUUAGUGAUGAUUCAGACAGCGGUCCGGAAGAGUUGCCCAGCACGUCAUAUGCAUCACCGUCGAUGCAGACAAAUUCAGUCAAUCGACAGCAGCAGCAACGUCAAAGCGGCAAAAAGAAGUUCAAAAAUAAAAACAUGAAGAAUAGAAAUAAUCCCAAUCAAUCUUCAAAUAAGCCAAUCGAUGUUAAAAAUUUCGACUAUAAAAAUGUUGACUUUAAAAAAUUCCAAGGUGGUGCACAACGCGCAAAGGGCAUGGAGUUGAAACCACAAUUUCAUGGCAAGGGCAACUCCAAUAAGAAUAAUAACAAAAAAUUCAACAAAUUAUUCACAUUCAGCAAUGUUAAAGGUAAAAAGUAGGAAAUUUUUCUACUUUAUUAGGACUGCCAAACCAUGCUAAAUUUAAACCACAACAUUGAAGUUUUGGGCGUAACAUUGUACAUCAUAAACAAAUCCAAAUUUUUAUGUUAUAUGAACGUGUAUUUAUUACAUCAAUUUUAUAAAACUAACCUAGCGCACAGUGCGAAAAUACUUUGCAUUAAAAUAUAUUACAUCUCCUUAUGUAUAUUUUGUAUAUUUAUGUAAAAUGUACAGUGCUAUGCUACUUGAUACUACAUACAUAAGUAAUAAAUUAGGUUUUGAAUAAACAUUUAAAUACAUACAUAC